AUGGCCAUCACGUGGCAACCCCCUUUGGAUUACAGGAACAGACCUGUUGCAGUCUUGGGUGCGGGCGUUCUGGGCCGUAGAAUAGCUUGCAUCUGGGCAUCAGCAGGAUACGACGUGCGGAUACGAGAUCCUAGUGCGCAGCAGCGAAGCGACGGCAUUACCUAUGUCGAGGAAAAUGUAGCCGCAUACUCUCAGAAGACCGGAAAGACACCAGGCAAGGCACAGGCUUUCGAUAAUAUUCAAGAAGCUGUUGAAAAUGCUUGGCUUGUUAUAGAAGCUGUUCCGGAAAAGAUUCAGCUCAAGAUUGAUACCUUUGCCGAGCUGGACGCGCUUACACCGGCCGACUGCAUCCUGGCCUCGAAUUCAUCCUCAUACAAGUCUUCCGAAAUGAUUGAGAAGGUGUCCGCUGCGAGAAAGUCACAGAUCUUGAACAUGCACUACUAUAUGCCUCCGGCGUGCAUGAUUGUGGAACUCAUGACGGACGGUUUCACGACGCAAGAUAUUUUUCCAUUCAUGGUUGAGCGAUCAAAGGAAGCUGCCACAUUGCCAUAUGUCGCGAGAAAGCAAUCAACAGGCUUCAUCUUCAACCGCCUUUGGGCCGCUAUCAAGCGCGAGUCUUUGACGAUUCUAGCCGAGGGAGUAUCCGUCCCAGAGGAAAUCGACUCCCUGUGGACAGAAAUGUUUAUAAAUGGCGGCGCAACACCUUGCAAGAUGAUGGACAACGUCGGACUUGAUACAGUGGCUUUUAUCGAAAGCCAUUACAUCGCAGAGCGUGGACUCUCUUCUGAGAAGACUGUCGACUUCUUGCAAGCACAAUACCUGGACCAGGGCAAACUGGGAACUAAAUCCGAGAAAGGUGGCUUCUACCCUUCCUCAGAGGCCAAGUCUGCUACGACCAACGGCCACUCGAAUGAGCCCAAAAUUAUUGUCUUGGAUGUUGGUCUGGCUGCCGAUGCGCCAAACCUACGCUCAGGAGGCCAAAUUCUCCAACUAGGCCUAGACGGAAAGAUUGAAAAAGUUUUGGUCGGUGGCACGUCAAUGCCCGAUGGCCUUGAUAUAGAUCAAGAAAGCGGCCGCAUGUUCUGGACCUGUAUGGGUGUUCCGGGAAACACUGAUGAUGGCGCCAUCUACUCCGCUAAUGUUGAUGGCACCGAUAUCCGCACCGUCCUUGCUCCUGGUUCUGUCAACACUCCCAAGCAGCUGGCCCUUGACCGCGAGUCAAAGAAAAUUUACUUUUCUGAUCGUGAGGGCCUCUCUGUUUACCGAUGCAAUUUCGACGGCUCCGAUCUAGAACUGCUGAUCAAGACUGGGGACGCUGAGAAUCCAGAGGAGAAAGAAGAUAACACAAAGUGGUGCGUUGGUAUCGCUGUGGUCCCCAAACUGGGCAAAUUCUACUGGACCCAAAAGGGCCCCUCCAAGGGCAACAAAGGUCGCAUCUUCUCCGCCAAUAUAGCAACCCCCGCAGGCCAAUCUGCCCAAUCAAGAGACGACAUUGUGUGUCUCUUGGGUGGUCUUCCCGAGCCAAUUGACCUGGAGGUGGAAGAAGAGACGAAUACCCUCUAUUGGACUGAUCGUGGCGAAUUGCCUUUCGGAAACACGUUGAACAAGGCUCAGUUGGAUGGCGCUGGGCUUUUGGCGAAGUCUGCUUCUCCCAGGGGAUAUGAGAUUCUCACAAAACAUUUCAAGGAAGCAAUUGGCCUCAAGCUGGACACUAAGAACGGUCACAUUUAUGUGGCUGAUUUGGGCGGCUUCAUUUACCAGUGCGAUCUCGAUGGCAAGAAUAAGAAGGUUAUUCAUUCAGACGACUACCGGGCCUUUACAGGCAUUAACCUCUUAUAAGUGGUGGAUGGGAGUUUCUGUUGUGUAUAGGCAUAGAAGAAAAGAUUUCAUACUUUUAGAUUCGUAUAGAUUUCAUAAUUGAUACAUCACAUUGCUGCCAUUGAAGCAAUGAUCCG
This is a messenger RNA of Trichoderma atroviride IMI 206040, 1955 nucleotides long. RefSeq lists its product as uncharacterized. Gene Ontology annotation, biological process: fatty acid metabolic process. NCBI's taxonomy places the organism in Eukaryota, Fungi, Ascomycota, Sordariomycetes, Hypocreales, Hypocreaceae. The record is from RefSeq and is a predicted model, not a curated record. Gene Ontology annotation, molecular function: oxidoreductase activity, acting on the CH-OH group of donors, NAD or NADP as acceptor; NAD+ binding.